This is a messenger RNA of Penicillium canescens, 1275 nucleotides long. RefSeq lists its product as uncharacterized. Bases 1 to 1275 code for a protein of 424 amino acids. The record is from RefSeq and is a predicted model, not a curated record. NCBI's taxonomy places the organism in Eukaryota, Fungi, Ascomycota, Eurotiomycetes, Eurotiales, Aspergillaceae. The transcript is spliced from 2 exons.
AUGUUGUUCCACCACAAUUCAAACAUGCCAGAGAUUCCCGAGAGAGCAGCUACCAUUGAAGGGCUAAUUCAGGGACCAGGCAAUGUCAGACAUAUCAUUUUUGCCUUACGCAGUGGCGUCGGCGGAAGCAUCGGCGGACGCGCUGACAUUGCCGGAGGCAUCAGCAGAGGCGUCGGCGUUGGCAGAGGCAUUGGCAGAAGCAUUGGCGGAAGCAUUGGCAGAUGCUUGAGCUUCAGCCGAAGCCUGGGCAGACGCAGAGCCGCUAAGAGAGCCACUUGCGCCGCCAGAGAUACCAGAGAAGUACCGGUGCCGGAGCCGGCGCCUACGCCGCCAGAGACGCCUGUGCCAGACGAACCAGAUCCGGAACUGCUAGCACCAGCGGAGCCGCUGCCAGAAACACCAGCCCCAGAAGAACCCGAGUCGGAAGAAUCGGUGCCAGUGGGACUCGCGCCGGUGGAACCGGUCCCAGAAGCUUCACCCGUUGCAUCACCGCCGAUAGAUGCAGAUCCAGAGGCAUCGCCGGAGGCACCAAGGCCAGCGGAGCCAGAAACACCAGCGUCCAGAGAUCCCGUGCCGGAAGCACCACCCGAGGUAGUGCCAGAUGCGUCAAGAUCAGCGCUAUCAGAGCCGCCCAGUCCAGCAGCGCCAGAAGCACCGGCACCAAGAGAUCCAGUGCCAGAGGCCUCACCAGAAGCACUACCAGAGCCACCGAGGCCAGCAGCACCAGAGGAACCACCAGAUCCACCGAGAUCAGCGGAACCGGAGCCCCCAAGGCCAGCGCCACCAGAUGAGCUAGUGCCAAAACCACCAGUUGCAGAAGCACCACCGGAGCCACUUCCAGAAGCGCCAAGGUCAGCUGAACCAGAACCGCCGAGACCAGUGAAGCCAGAGCCGCCAAGCCCAAGCCCAAGACCACCGGUUGCAGAAGCACCACCGGAGCCACUGCCAGAACCCCCUAGGCUAGCAGAGCCAGAUCCCGACGCAUUACCGGAGGCUUCAGCGGAAGAAUCGGCAGAAGAAUCGGCAGAAGAAUCGGCAGAAGAAUCAGAGGAGCCGCUAGCGGAAGCAGAGCCACCACCCAAGAAGCCGGGGAGGAAAGAGGCAAGUCCGCUGCCCGAGCCGCUGGCAGAGCCACUUCCACCGCCGUUACCACUAGAGGCAGAGUCGAGCCAGAGGCAGGGCUCGCGGGUUUCGAGGGUCUUGUUGAAUGGUGCUGCGAGAGCAGUGCCCGCGAGGAACAGAAUCGCGGUAUUCUUCAUGUUGCCGGAACAGUGA